Molecule: messenger RNA, 789 nt
Organism: Paraphaeosphaeria sporulosa
Lineage: Eukaryota; Fungi; Ascomycota; Dothideomycetes; Pleosporales; Didymosphaeriaceae
Exons: 1
Coding region: 1-789 (262 amino acids)
Source: RefSeq, a predicted model, not a curated record
AUGGCGAGCUUUGGCGGUAUCCCCAGGCGACGGUACGACGGCGGCCGACGCAAGGGCAGCAUGGCCGGCACCGCUUGCGAGAAUUUGCUCGGAGCUGCGUUUAGCCAGCCGGCGAGCGGCGUCGUUUCACAGCGCUGCAGGCACAUGCCCGCUGCAGAGGUGAUCCGUGCCAGCUUGCUCUGGCAACACGGCGGGCGCGCGCAGGCUCACGGCAGCGAGCAUUGCGCUGCUCCGCCUGCUGCGACGUGGAGCGUCAGACAGAGAUGGCGUGCCAAUCGGCCCAGCGCCGGCGAGCAGACAGGUACGCACUGCGAACAGCUGUUGAACGGCAGCGGGGCCCGUCUAGCUGCAGCGACGCACCGCUCGAGUGCGUGGUGCACUGCAAAUCCGCGCUGCGUGAUUGAGUCGCUUUGCCAUCAUCUGCGUGCGUCUUCUGCACGCCCAAUUGCACUCGCAGAUGCAGCCGGACCGCACGCACACCGGCCGGCAGACGACGCAGCUUGCCUGUUCCUCUCCCGCUGCAGCGCGCCGGGCGUUGGCCAUUGGCGAGGUGGGGAGGUGUGUGCAGCGCCUAAGCUCACGGACCCAGCCCUAAACCGCAGAUGCUGGGUUGCAUGGUUGCUGGGGCAGGCCGUCCUCCUGGCUGACUAUACCCUCCACCGUCCCAGGCGGCCCUUCCUCUCCAACCUUCUUUGUCCCCAAGAAGGCACCCUCUCCCUCUCUCUUAAAGCAGUUGCUGGCUGGGACGUUGGUCGUUUUUGGUUCCACCGGGCAGUUGCUACCAUCUAG